UCCAUUAUUAUUAUAUAUAGAGAUGGUUUUUGCAAUUUUAUUUCCAUAAAUAUUUAUUUUUGGUUGCUCAGAAAGUCUGUGUGCGAGAGAGAGACAGAGAGAGAACUCGUAAGUUUUCGUUUUCGGGUGUGGACGCCAAAGCUGAGUUGUGUUUGAGAUGGAGCCACUUCAUUCAGAUGAUAAUGAUGCCAUGGAAGGUUCGUCCCCGUAUCUACAUGGAAUUAAUGGAGAGCCCCAGCUGCUUCCUCGUGUUGGAGAUCAGUACCAGGCAGUUAUCCCUCAUCUAGUCCCAGAGCAUGAUCGUUCAAAGCUCAUUAGAUGCUGCUUUGGAUUAGAUCCCCACCUGGUCACAUUUGGUCUGCCUAUCCCACUUAUGUGGACAAGAAGUGAGAAGUUCAGAGAUUUCCGUGAAGCCGUGAUUGAAGAAGAAGAAGAAGGAGAGAGACCUUCAUGCCAUGUUUCCUCGGAACCAGCUGCUAGAAUCAAACCGAGAAGUAUUGUUCUUGCGUUGCCAUGCCAAAAAAACGCAAAGGUAAAGUUCGAGUGGCUCGAUAAGAGCCUGUAUCCGUUCCCUGGGAGUUCAGGUGAAUCUUGGGAAGACGCUGAGCGAGAGAGGUUUCUUCUUGGCCUCUACUUUCUUGGGAAAAACCUUGUCUUGCUGCAGAGAUUCGUUGGAAGCAAAAAGAUGGGAGACAUGCUCUCAUACUAUUACGGCAGCUUUUACAGGUCUAAUGAAUACAAAAGAUGGGUAGAUGGACGCAAGUCCGGGAGAAGCAAAAGGUCUGUUCAAGGCCACAAGUUAUUAACAGGUUGGAGGCAGCAAGAACUGCUCUCUCGGAUCUCCUCUCAUGUAUCCGAGGAGUGCAAGAGUGCGUUGCUUCAGGUAUAUAAAGCAUUUAGAGAAGAUAGGAUUGAACUGGAGGAGUAUGUGUUCAGUUUAAAGAAACUGAUUGGUCUCGAUGUGCUUACCGAAGCGAUUGGUAUAGGUAAAGGCAAGAAAGAUUUGACGUUAGAGGCAAGCAAGUUGAGUAAUCAUGGAGGAGGCUCCAAAGUCCGAAUACGCAAUGAUCUUCCCGUUGCGGAUAUUGUUAAAUUCUUGAAGGGAGAGUACAGGAUGAGCAAGACACGGUCCAGUGACCUCUUCUGGGAAGCUGUUUGGCCACGUUUGUUGGCGAGAGGGUGGCACUCGGAGCAGCCGAAAGAUGGUCCAAAGAACUCUCUUGUUUUUCUAGUACCGGAAGCUGAUAAGUUUUCCAGGAGGAAGAUGUCAAAGGGGAAUCACUACUUCGAUUCUCUCACUGAUGUCUUGAACAAGGUUGCUUUAGAUCCCACGCUUCUUCACCUCAAUACUGAUGAGGAUCCUCCAGGGAGCAAAAAAGAAGAGGAAAUCAAGAAUGAGCCGCCGAUGGAUAUAGAGGAGUUUGAUGAUGAUGAUGAUUCUUCACAAAACAACAGCAAGAAGAAGAAGAAGAAGAAAAGGUACCUAGAACCACGCAUCAAAACAAGUAAAACUCAGGAGGUGACAAUGUUUACUAUUAUGGAUACCAGUGGUAUGGAAGAUGGAUGUAGAUUGAAAGAGCUAAGAUCUUUGCAUAUUGAGACAGGCAAUUCCCCCACAAGUUACUUGAGUGAAUCUGAGGAUUACCAGCUGUCUGAAGAAUCUAAAAAAAAGGAAGAGACAACCGCAGUCAGUAUUAGUUCUGUAAACAUGGACAACUCAGGCACCAUUUCGCUAAAUGAGAGGCUGCAGAAGAACCGGAAACGAGGGAGACCAAGAAACCCAAAGUUGUUACCCAACAGGAGUAGCUUGGCAGAGGACGUGAAGAAGAAACCAGUGAAGAAGAAAGGGACACAGAUGAGACCAAACCCAUCAGAAGCUGAUCAAAAUGUGGUGGUGAUGAGAGAGGAGCAUAUCGAUACUCCGAAACUGUCCUCAACUGGUUCCUCUGCAGAAGAUGAUAGCUCUUGUGGAAGAAAUGAAGGCCGCCAAGGAAGACCUGAAAUCAGAGAGGAUUUCGACUUGAACGUUUCACAAACCUCACUAGAAGGCGAAGAAGCUGUCAUUACAGAGGGGAUGGAUAACAGUGAGAGCUCUCGUGCCCUAAAGCAGUCAUCUAUUCAAAUGGAUGAGGAAAUGCCUGGAGAGAUGCAGGUAAGUGGUCCUGGGCGGAGGCAGAGUACAAGGACCCGACCGUUGACUGCAAAGGCACUGGAAGCUUUUGCUUUCGGGUACCUAGGUAACUCGGAAAAGAAGAAGAGAAAGGCUACGGGGGAGUCCAGAAGAAGAAAGUACACAAAACGCAUCCGUAUAGAACAACAACAAGCCUUAAACCAGGAGGAAUCUAGCAGUUAGAGAUCGAUUUAGUAACAGAAAAUGUUUUGCCUUUUGUUUUUUAUUGAUCAUUGUAACCAAAUGUCAGGGCUGAAAGAAGGCUAUAGAGACAUUUGUACACUUCCAAAAACUUUCCCGGCU
This is a messenger RNA of Raphanus sativus (radish), 2473 nucleotides long. RefSeq lists its product as uncharacterized. The transcript has 2 exons. Gene Ontology annotation, molecular function: transcription corepressor activity. Gene Ontology annotation, cellular component: nucleus. The coding region runs from base 158 to 2353 and encodes 731 amino acids. The record is from RefSeq and is a predicted model, not a curated record. Lineage: Eukaryota; Viridiplantae; Streptophyta; Magnoliopsida; Brassicales; Brassicaceae.